Messenger RNA from Paramecium sonneborni, 719 nucleotides. NCBI's taxonomy places the organism in Eukaryota, Ciliophora, Oligohymenophorea, Peniculida, Parameciidae. The record is from the annotation of a GenBank genome assembly.
AGCAGUUAAUUUUGAGAAUAAUUAAUUUAAAUUUAAAUAUGAGUGAUACCGAAACAGAAUCAUUGAAUCCUUAUUAUAAAGAUAUUGUUGCAUAUCUGCAUACUUAACAAAUUCUCAUAUUUUAACAAAACGAUCUGUUGGAUGAGUUUAAAAUCUUGUCAUAAUUUUAGUUUAGAUUGAAACUUAAAAUCUCAACAUUAUAUUUAGCUAAAUCAAUAUAUUUAAGAACUAAUAUAUUAACUUAGGAUUAUUUAUUAACAAGUUUGUGGAUUGCAACUAAAUUUGAUUAAUAAGAUAGAUGUAAAUGGUAGAUGUCUACAUAAAUUGAAACACACAUUUUACAAAAAUUAAAUUUUGAAAUAACUAAACCAACUGUCAUGGAUUUUAUAGAAUAACUAAUUUAUUACAUAAAGAAGACUAAAAGAAUAUCAGCUGAAUAAGUACGAUUAAUAUAUGCUCUUUCUUUAAUGGCAUUACCAUGGAAACUUAAUUACCAGCCAUCUUAAAUUGCAUCUGCUAUUAUUGUAUUGCUCUUUAAUCAAUCAUUUUAGAUCAUUUCUUUCACACUCAAAAAUAUCAAAAAUCAUGAUUUCCAAUCCGAUUGUUAUGAAGAUGUUCGCUAACAAUUACUUAAUAAAUAUGAUCAAAAUAUUAUCAUAUCAUAAAAAUAUCCAUCCAGUUAUCUCUUAAUUAAAAAGAAUAUGUAUAGACUUUAUUGA